Cercospora beticola is the source of this 1541-nucleotide messenger RNA. RefSeq names its product aromatic alcohol reductase. NCBI's taxonomy places the organism in Eukaryota, Fungi, Ascomycota, Dothideomycetes, Mycosphaerellales, Mycosphaerellaceae. Gene Ontology annotation, molecular function: oxidoreductase activity. The record is from RefSeq and is a predicted model, not a curated record.
CCCAGUAGCACAGUCCAGUCAUUCCCUUGCAAAGUGAUAAUUGCACUUCGACGUGAAUAUCGCGAUAAUAUCUACACUGUCCAGUCCACCAUAUCCUCAGCUUGCUCUCCCAGGCAUAACCUUCUUAAUCGGUACUGGCGGACUUCGGCAACGCAAGCCGCUCUGUAAACCGACCCAAUGCCUUCCGCAAGAGUCACUUCAGAUGGCGAACAACCGACAACAAUAACAACAAAUGAUCAGACAUCACCCACAUCUGCCCCAACAAAACGCGUGACCGAUUCUAGAGCAUAGCGGCAAAUUGAUCUCACGCCGUGAGAAUCGCGAAGCAGUGACAUAGCACAACAUGUCCAUCAAGUCUGUGGUCCAGCUCGGAGCCGAUGGCAAUAUAGGGCCAAGCGUCUACAAGGCCCUCAAAGACAAUGGCUUCGACAUCACAGUCCUGAAGCGCAAGUCCUCCAAAUCAAAGUCAAAAUACCCAAAAGAAGCCUUCGUAUCCGACGCAUUCGAAGUAGAUGAACUGGUCGAAGUGCUCAAAGGCCACGACGCCGUCGUCAUCACCAUCAAUGGCAAUCAAGUAGACAUUCAGAAGCGCAUCGCAGACGCAGCCGUACGCGCCGGCAUCAAACGCCUCAUCCCCGCCGACUUCGGCUCCGUCGACUCCUCCAGCCCCCUAACCCAAGACCUCGUCCCCUUAUACCGCAACAAAUCCGCCCUCCGUGAAUACCUCAUCUCCUUGGCCAAAGGGAAUCCCACUUUCACCUGGACCAGUCUCGUCUGCGGCCACUUCUUCGACUGGAGUCUCGAAUUCCUCCACAUCUGGUACCCCACCCGAUCCAUGGACAUUCUCGACUCCGGCGACGUAAAAUGGUCCGCAUCAUCUUUCGCCCAAGUCGCCCUCGCCACAGUUCGCAUUCUGCAAAGACCAGAAAUCACUGCGAAUCGAAUGAUUUAUGUGCAGAGUUUUUGUAUUUCGCAGAAUGAGGUGCUAGGAGCUUUUGAGAGGGUUACGGGGGAGAAGUGGAAUGUGAAGAGAUUGGAUUCGGAGGAGUAUAAGAAUGAGAGGGUGAAGAAGAGGGACGAGGGGAGUAAAGAGGCGAUUGAGGAUUUGGUUUGGUUGUUGGGGGCUAUUGAUGCGAAUUGGGAGGGGAGGAAAGAUUUUGCGAUGAAUGAACUGGGACUGGAGAAUGAGGAUCUGGAUGUUGUGGUUAGGAAUGUUGCGGAGGGGUUGGAGAUGGAGAAGAAGGAGGUUGCGUGAGAGAGUGUCUUUUGCUUGGCUUGAGAAUGCGUAGAGAUAGAUCGGUCGUGCUAUGUUCACCUUAUCUUCCAGCUGUGUGCAUGCUGUUUGGAGCUGAAUAGAGAUUUUACUUCACAUGUCGUUGACUUUGCCUUUGUGUCCGUAUGCGGGAGAACUACUCAUGGCAUAUCCGCGACAGGUCGGCAUGCCGAGUCGUUCAAUGUUGCAAAACUUCCACGUUCCGUUCCGCGGUGUUUCAGUGAAAUCCCUGACCGGCAGCCGGGUAUAGCUCGUAGUUGUGAGUUUG